AUGGCGGAAGCAGAAAGCUGCCUCGUCAGCAUGCAGCACAUUUUCCUCGCGCUGCUGCACUCCCCCACUUUCUACAGGACCCUCGUCAACAGCGGCUGCGACAUCGACCUCUUCAAAGAGUCAGCAGCAGCAGCAGCAGCAGCAGCAGCAGCAGCAGCAGCAGCAGCAGCAGCAGCAGCGGGUGUAGGAGGGCGGGGUAGUAGAUGCGCAGCUGCAGCAGCGGGUGCAGGAGGAGCAGGGGUAGUAGAUGCGCAGCUGCAGCAGCAGCAGGCGUAG
Eimeria necatrix is the source of this 276-nucleotide messenger RNA. RefSeq lists its product as hypothetical. Bases 1 to 276 code for a protein of 91 amino acids. The record is from RefSeq and is a predicted model, not a curated record. Lineage: Eukaryota; Apicomplexa; Conoidasida; Eucoccidiorida; Eimeriidae. The transcript has a single exon.